Molecule: messenger RNA, 1953 nt
Organism: Macrobrachium nipponense
Lineage: Eukaryota; Metazoa; Arthropoda; Malacostraca; Decapoda; Palaemonidae
Exons: 2
Coding region: 1-1953 (650 amino acids)
Source: RefSeq, a predicted model, not a curated record
AUGGAACAAGGGGGCUUUAUUUUAAGGUCUUGGAACUCCAAUUGUGUAGAGUUGAGAGAAGAAAUGUCGUCUGAUAAUAGACUUGUUGAACAUUCUUGCGAAGAGGAUAAAAUAUUGGGUUAUAGAUUCAACGUAAAUAAUGAUUCUUUUAGUCUUGCGCCUUGUAAAAUAGACCCAGAAGCAGACACAAAAAGAAAAGUAUUGUCACAAACUUCUAAAAUAUUUGAUCCUUUGAAUAUAGUCCUUCCUGUAACAAUAAGAGGCAAAAUUUUAAUGAGAAAAAUAUGGAAAUUAGAUGUUGGUUGGGAUCAAAAUUUACCUAAAGAACAUUGUGGGGAAAUGAAAAUUAUUAGUAGAGAUUUUGAAAUGUUAUCUGAACUUAAAUUUCCUAGAGAGUCCCUUAAUGAACUAGACUCGUAUGGUCUUCACAUUUUUUGUGAUAGCUCUGUGGAGGCCUAUGGGUUUGUGGCCUAUGCGGUUAAUCAAAAUGAUAAAAGUUCUUAUUUGUUCUCCAAAUCUAAAUUGGCUCCACUGAAUAAGAGAAAUGAGCAUAGUGUCCCCACUUUGGAACUAAUGGGAGUAAUUCUAGCUUUUAAAUGUUUACCUUUACUAGAAGCCUACAAUAAUAUAAAUUUUCAAUUCAUUAAUAUUUGUGUUGAUGCUCAAGUGGUUUUAAAUUGGCUAUUGACCAGAGAAACUAAAAUAAAAUCUAAAUUUGUUAGAAAUAGAGUACUUGAGGCAGAUGGUCUUAAAGUUGAAAUAUCUAAGCUAUUUAAACUACCUGUCUUAUAUCACUAUGUAAAUACAGAAGAAAAUCCUGCUGACAUGAUCACCAGAGGUUUAUCCUAUACUAAAUAUUUAAGUAAAUCAACUUAUUGGCUAGAAGGUCCAGAAUGGUUGAGUAAUGAUUUUGACAAGUGGCCUCUUUACCCUUUAUUGAGUAUAUCGCCUUACUAUAAGCAUCAAAUAAGUACAGUAUGCGCUAUGCAAAUAAAUAAAGUAAAUGCUGGUAUUCUCAAUAUAAAUAAAAUGUCAAAUUAUGAACAAUUGUUAAGAAUUACCAGUUACUUGUUCAAAUUUUGUAGUAGAUUAAAGGGUGGUGAUCCUAAAAAGAAAGCCUUAGAGUAUUGGGUGAAAAUUGCACAGAAAGAAUACUUUACAGUAGAAUUAGAUUUUUUACAAAGCAGUGCCAAUAUUACUAAUAAUAUACCUCCUCUAGUGUCCAAUUUAAAUUUAUUUUUAGAUUCAAAGGGUAUAAUUAGGUCUAGGGGAAGAAUAUCUAAGUGUUUGUACUUUGACUUUGAUGUUCAUAACCCAGUAUUACUUCCUAAAGAGCAUAGGUUCCCCUCAUUGUUAAUAAAGCAUUGUCAUUUGAAGGUACAGCAUUUAGGAAUAGGCACUACAUUAAACUACCUUAGGAAACAGGGAUUUUGGAUUCCCAAGGGUAGGUCAGCAGUAAAGACUGAGCUGAGUAGUUGUAAUAUAUGUAGGAAAUAUAAUGCCUUAGCUUACAGAUACCCGAAGUUUACAGAUAUGCCUAAACACCACAUGAAUUUAGUCAAGCCUUUUCAGCAUUGGGAAAAUAGAAUUAAAGUUGGUGACAUUGUCCUAAUUAAAGCUAUUAAUAAGCCCAGACCAUUUUGGAUGAUGGGUAAGGUAUUAGAAUUAAUAUUAGGAUUUGACAAUAAAAUUAGGUCAGUGAAACUAAAGCAAGCUAAUGGGGCUAUAGAAUAUCAUUCUAUUUGUAAUCUUUAUCCUAUGGAACUGUCAGUGACACAUGCUAUAAGAGAAAGGCAAACCAGAGAUAAUUCAAUGGAAAUUGAGGUAGAAACAGGCAGUAUAAAUAAACCUGAAUCUAUUCACGUUGAACAAGGCGAAAGGUCUGUAAGACCCAAGAGAAAGGCUACCGAAAGAUUUGAAAGAAUGCUAAGGGAAAAUUUAGAUAAUUUGUAA